UUUAAGACAUCGGUUUUGUCAUAUUUUCGCGCCAAAUCUGUUAAUUUUCCCUGCUUUUCGUAUAGUUAUUUUAGCUUUAAUUAAUUAAUAUUCUUAUUGAUUCGACAAUUAUCUGUUUUAAAAUUGUGUGAAAAAUCAUUGUUCAAUUAUGGAAGGUUUUGAUGAUCCAGGAGUUUUCUUUUCUGAUAACUUUGGUACUGAAGAGAAUGAGUCUCAAGAUCAGAUUAACCUACAAGCUGUAAAGAAGAAAUUUAAAGAGUUUAUACGCCAAUUUCACACUGGAAACUUUAAUUUCAAGUAUAGAGAUGCUCUAAAACGUAAUUAUAACUUAAGCCAAUAUUGGGUAGAAAUAAAUAUUGAAGAUUUGUCAAGUUUUGAUGAAGUAUUAGCAGAGAAGUUAUACAAAAAGCCAACUGAACAUCUGCCCAUAUUAGAAGAAGCAGCAAAGGAGUUAGCUGAUGAACUAACUGCACCAAGACCUGAAGGUGAAGAAAAAGUUGAAGACAUCCAAGUGUUACUGUCAUCAGAUGCACAUGCAUCUAAUUUGCGAGAGCUAAAAUCAGAAACUGUAUCCAGAUUAGUGAAAAUACCAGGCAUUGUUAUAUCAGCAUCUGGCAUUAAAGCGAAGGCAACCAAAAUAUCCAUACAAUGUCGUUCUUGCCGUAAUAUUAUACCUAAUUUGCCAGUCAAGCCAGGUUUGGAGGGAUAUGUUAUGCCCAGGAAGUGCAACACAGAACAAGCUGGCAGACCCAAAUGUCCUUUGGAUCCAUAUUUUAUAAUUCCUGAUAAAUGCAAAUGUAUUGACUAUCAGGUUUUGAAAUUGCAAGAAUCUCCAGAAAGCAUUCCGCAAGGUGAGCUUCCCCGCCACCUGACAGUGUAUUGUGAACGUGUGCUCUGUGAACGAGUUGCGCCUGGUGCCAGAGUCACUGUACUUGGAAUAUAUUCAAUCAAAAAAAUUGCAAAAAUAGGAAGGGAAGGCCGCGAUAAAGGAUCAGUUGGUGUCCGUUCGUCGUACCUUCGCGCUGUAGGUCUGACAGCAGAGGAAGGCGUCACUGGCGGCUUGCGCCCGUUCACAGCUGACGAGGAGGAACAAUUCAGGCGAUUGGCAGCCUCUCCUGACAUUUAUGAGCGCAUAGCAAAAUCUAUUGCGCCCAGCGUCUUCGGUGCUGUUGAUAUGAAAAAAGCUAUUGCUACAUUAUUAUUUGGCGGUUCUCGUAAAAGACUACCCGAUGGUUUGACUCGUCGUGGAGACAUCAACAUAUUGCUGCUCGGUGAUCCAGGCACAGCUAAAUCACAACUCCUAAAAUUCGUCGAGAAAGUUGCUCCCAUUGGCGUUUACACAUCAGGAAAGGGUUCCAGUGCUGCUGGUCUCACUGCUUCCGUUAUUCGAGAUCCCGGAAGUCGUAACUUUGUGAUGGAGGGCGGCGCCAUGGUGCUGGCGGACGGUGGCGUGGUCUGCAUCGACGAAUUCGACAAGAUGCGAGAAGAUGAUCGUGUUGCUAUUCACGAAGCUAUGGAACAACAAACAAUUUCUAUUGCAAAGGCUGGUAUAACAACUACUCUAAAUUCCCGAUGCUCUGUGCUAGCGGCGGCGAACUCUGUAUUUGGUCGGUGGGAUGACACGAAAGCCGAUGACAACAUAGACUUUAUGCCCACCAUCUUGUCAAGAUUCGACAUGAUCUUUAUUGUUAAAGAUGAACACGAUCAGAAUCGAGACAUUACAUUAGCGAAGCACAUAAUAUCUGUGCACAUGGGUGGCGACAGCGCGGAGCGGGAAGGUGACGCAGCGGCGGGCGAAUUGCCGUUAGCGCUUUUGCGGCGCUAUGCCGCAUACUGCCGCGCCCGCUGUGGACCGCGCCUUUCCGCUACAGCAGCUGAACGCCUCCGCGCCCGCUACGUACUCAUGCGCACAGGCGCUUCGCAACACGAGCGGCAAGCGGACAAGCGUCUCUCCAUACCUAUUACAGUCAGACAAUUAGAAGCAAUCAUUCGGAUAUCAGAAUCUUUAGCAAAGAUGCGUUUACAACCAUUUGCCACUGAGGCGCACGUAAAUGAAGCUCUUCGUUUAUUCCAAGUAUCGACACUAGAUGCGGCUAUGACAGGCAGUUUAGCAGGGGCUGAAGGAUUUACUACUGAGGAAGACCAUGAAAUGUUAUCACGUAUCGAAAAACAAUUAAAACGCAGAUUCGCAGUCGGCUCCCAAGUAUCAGAACAGACGAUUAUACAGGACUUCCUUAAACAAAAGUACCCUGAAAGAGCUAUUCUCAAAGUUAUCCAUACUAUGAUAAGACGCGGCGAAUUACAGCAUCGACUUCAAAGGAAAAUGCUUUACCGAUUAUCGUGACUUCCUUUUUUAUAUUUUAAACUUAAUACUUUUUUUAUUAUCUAAUUAAAAUUUUAAACUAAU
This is a messenger RNA of Galleria mellonella (greater wax moth), 2407 nucleotides long. It is a transcript of the gene Mcm5, whose product is annotated as DNA replication licensing factor Mcm5. The record is from RefSeq and is a predicted model, not a curated record. Gene Ontology annotation, cellular component: MCM complex; nucleus. Bases 149 to 2344 code for a protein of 731 amino acids. NCBI's taxonomy places the organism in Eukaryota, Metazoa, Arthropoda, Insecta, Lepidoptera, Pyralidae. Gene Ontology annotation, biological process: DNA replication; double-strand break repair via break-induced replication; DNA replication initiation. The transcript is spliced from 13 exons. Gene Ontology annotation, molecular function: 3'-5' DNA helicase activity; ATP binding; DNA replication origin binding.